This is a messenger RNA of Durusdinium trenchii, 867 nucleotides long. Lineage: Eukaryota; Dinophyceae; Suessiales; Symbiodiniaceae. The record is from the annotation of a GenBank genome assembly.
AUGAAGCAGCGAAGCUACGGCAAUGCCAAGUUUACAGCUUUGGCACAGGACGGGAUCGACGAGGACUAUUUCUCAGACAACUACAGCGGCGACGAAAGUGUGUGGAGAAGUCCCUGGUGCUGGGGCGGAAUUUGCCUUUGCUGCUUAUGUUUCACAAUGCUGCCGCUUUUUGUGGCCUCGUUCUUUUUGAACUCCUGGGCGACCGAUGCCAUGGAGGCCGCGGGCUUGCAGACCUUUGGGGUGCCCACCACGGUGGACUCCGUGGAGAUCUCCCCACUGAGCGCACGCUGGAGCCUGGCGAACCUCCGGGUGGCCAGUCCACCGGGCUUUGGUGAGUUCCCAUACCUGAUCAUAGAUAAUGGCAUCUUCGAUUUAAGCUUCCGUUCGAUGUUUUUCAAUCCGUUGUACUUGGAAGAGCUUACGCUGCGGGACGUGCGGCUGAAUUGGGAUCAACGCGUUGAUGGCACCUCCAACGGCAAGACUAUCAUGGAGCACAUCAGCGCAGCCUCCAAGUCCGCGGCCAACAAGCAGUUCAACGAUUACCUGAUGACCAAGCAGGUCAUCGUGGACAAGAUUACGUUCUUCAAUAUUGUAACGCGCCUCUGUUUGCAUCCCUCCUGUGAAAUGUCACCACCUCCAUACUUCGUCAUCAAGAAGGUCGAGGUGAAUGAUGUUGGAAAGAAGACAGGUGGAGUCUACAUCCCGGACCUUUUGCAUGUGAUCGUACAAGCUGUGGUUGUUGCAGCUAUCAAGGCUGCCCCAAACCAACUGGGGAACCCUGUGGCUGACAGCUUGGGCGCCGGUUCUUGGGCUGUACAGACUGCAUCAUACCCGAAUAGCUCUUUCCACCCUGAUCAGUUCUACUGA